GGUGAACCACAGGAAAAACAAUGUUAUUGAACACUUUUCAAUAUCCUUAUGUAUCAGAAAGAUUGUUUGAAAGUAAAAUAGUGGGUGAGCUUUAAGGAGAGCGCUGAUAGUCACUGAACUUUAAUUGUACAAGUUACUCUUGUCUCAUUGAGCCUCCAAAUAAUUGAUAUUUUUAAGCCAGAGGUAGAUAGAUUGUUGAUUAGUACAGGUAUCAGGAAUUAUGGGGAGAAUGCAGGAGAAUGGGGUUAAGAGGGAAAGAUAGAUCAGCCAUGAUUGAAUGGCGGAGUAGACUUGAUGGGCUGAAUGGCCUAAUUCUGCUCCCAUCACUUAUGUCCUUAUGACAAUUCCUUCCAUAAUUUUCUUAUUUACCAAUUUUUCAGGAUCUGGGUAUUUCUGGGUGAGGCCAACAGUUAUUGCCCAUGUCAUCUACUUGACCUGCUGUACCUGCUGCAGUCCAUGUGAUGUACAUGGUCCCACAGUGCCCAUGUCAUCUACUGCACCUGCUGCACAUCCAUGUGGUGUACAUGUUCCCACAGUGCCUUUGGGAAGGAGAUGCAAGACGUACACCCAAUCACUGAAGAGGCGGUGAUAUAGUUCCAAAUGAGAGUGGUGUGGAGGUAAAGGCAGCUCAAGCAUUUCGUCGGACAUCAGUUCGAGCACAGAUCACACGCUGACCAAAGCUGCAAGGAAUGCAGCUGCCAGUGAAGAUUCUGACUUGAGUAUGCGGACAUUGAACACUCCCAGCCCAGCGCUGAUCUACAGUGUGACCACAUCGCCCGUACAGAACGGCCAGACAUCCUCCACUUCAUCGUCGUCUGUCACUGGGGAGGCCACCACUAAGGUGCCGACCCUGGUGCCCGUCCCCCCUUGUGGCAUCAGGCCGGCCUCCAGGCUGCGGAGAGAACAGUCUCCCAUCGACAGACUGCCAGACCACACGCUGAUCGACAUGUUCUCCCACCUCCCCACCAACCAGCUGUGUCGAUGCACCAGGGUAUGUCGGCGCUGGUACAGUCUGUGCUGGGACCCACGCCUGUGGAGGACAAUCCGUCUAACGGACGAGACAGUCAACGUGGACAAAGCACUGCGUGUGCUGACGCGUCGACUGUGUCAGGACACGCCCAACGUGUGCCUCAUGCUGGAGAACCUCAUCAUCCUGAGCUGCCGACGCCUGUCUGACAGGGGCCUUUACACCAUUGCUCAGUGCUGCCCCGAGCUGCGGCAGCUGGAAGUACCUGGCUGCUACAACAUCUCCAAUGAAGCACUCUAUGACCUGGUCUCACGGUGUCCCAACCUGGAGCAGCUGGACGUUUCAGGUUGCUCCAAGAUAACCUGCAUCAGUCUGACGAAGGAGGCUUGUGUGAAACUCUCCCCACUUCACGGGAAGCAAACCUCCAUCCGUUACCUGAACAUGACCGACUGCUUUCUCCUGGAGGACCAGGGGCUGCACACGAUAGCAGCCCACUGCACGCAGCUGACACACCUGUACUUGCGCAGGUGUAUCCGUGUCACCGACGAGGGCCUGCACUUCCUCAUGCUUUAUUGCACCACAAUCAAAGAGCUGAGUGUCAGUGACUGCCGGGCGGUGACUGACUUUGGUAUGAGAGAGGUGGCAAAGCUGGAAGCACAUCUGAAGUAUCUCAGCAUUGCUCACUGCGUGCGGAUCACGGAUGUUGGAGUCCGCUACAUAGCCAAGUACUGCAGCAAACUGCGCUACCUGAAUGCACGAGGUUGCGAUGGGCUGACUGACCACGGCAUUGAGUACCUGGCCAAGAACUGCACAAAACUCAAGUCCCUGGACAUUGGCAAGUGCCUGCUGGUUUCUGAUGCUGGCAUGGAGGUUCUGGCAUUGAACUGCUACAACCUCAAGAGGCUAAGUCUCAGAUCGUGCGAGAGCAUCACUGGCCGCGGGUUGAAGAUCGUCGCAGCAAACUGCUUUGAGCUACAGGCUUUGAACGUGCAGGAUUGUGAUAUCUCUGUGGAGGCCCUGCAGUUUGUGAAACGCCAUUGCAAGCGGUGUAUUAUAGAGCACACCAACCCAGCCUUCUUCUGACUGACCUCACAGCACCAGACCAGCCCUCCAAACGCCUGACAGUUUAUUUGCUCUUAUUUUCCAAAUCCAAUAUUUACUUCAUUUCUGCACUGUACAAUAAUAAUUAUAUUAUGACAAAGUCAUGGAAAUGAAAUACAAUGUUUUUUUAUAGUAUGCAUUUGUACAUUUUUACCUGUCAAACCACUAUAGAAAUCAUUAUCCAGAGACAUAAAUACAAACUGCUGGAAAAAUUAAACAACUUUUUCAUUUGUUCUUACAUUCCUCUGUGGAAUCUAUAAAGGCAAUCAUCUGAAUAC
Molecule: messenger RNA, 2346 nt
Organism: Leucoraja erinaceus (little skate)
Lineage: Eukaryota; Metazoa; Chordata; Chondrichthyes; Rajiformes; Rajidae
Gene: fbxl7
Product: F-box and leucine-rich repeat protein 7
Exons: 4
Coding region: 722-2050 (442 amino acids)
Biological process (GO): SCF-dependent proteasomal ubiquitin-dependent protein catabolic process
Cellular component (GO): SCF ubiquitin ligase complex
Molecular function (GO): protein binding
Source: RefSeq, a predicted model, not a curated record